AUGCCAACUUUAGAGAGUGCUCGAAGAAAAGCUGUGUACCCAGAAUUUUUCAGCACCUCCAAUGAAAUGGAAACAAGGGGAAGGGGAAAAAGAAAAAAGGUGAAUGGAAAUACAACUCCUCUCUCAGAAAGCAGUUUUGCAAUUUCUGAUGAUACUAUGACUCCCCCUCUAUCACCGGAUUUUGUAAAGACCCAGGAAAAUACCCAUCCAAGGUCUGCAGAACAGCAGCAAGCAGUCAAAAAGAAUUCACCUAGCAUAAGUUUCCCAAUGGCCAAAACAAAGAAAAAGACAGAUCGAGAAUUAGAUAAGAGAAGAGAAAUCAAGAAAUUGAGUAUGAGACGAGCGAGAGAAAGGCUGAGAGAAGAUCCAGUUAAAUACGCAGAAGAAAAGAAGAAAGAUAGAGAACGAAAAAAGCUGAGUAGACGCCCAGUACAAGAUUUGAGUGAACGGGAACAGAGACGGAUCAGAAAAAAAUGGCGAGAGCGAUCGAAGCGGUACAGAGAUGGAAAAAGAAAUGCUGAAAGAGCAAGAGUGUAUGAAAAUAACUUUUUGGAAUCUAUAACUCCACCAGACAGUCCUCAAACGAUACAACAACCUCAACAACCUCUGGUAGAAGCGAAUGGUCAUAGAAAUACUACUCCUCGAGAACGUGGAAAGAAAAUAGCUAGAAAAAAUCGAGACAGAAUGAGAAAUGAAAUUGAAAAUUUGAAUAAGUUGGUGAAGUCCCUUCAGAAAACCGUAAAUAAAUAUAAAAAACGAGCAAGCAGAGCGAAGCAAGAAAACGUUGCUUGUGCUUCUAGUCCAAGAUCGAAAGUUGAUCAUAUGAUAAAAAAACAAACCGUGUCUUCAAAAGUCAGGAGGCAACUUCUGUUUGCAGAAGUUAUAAGUGAGCAAGUGAGGAGGAACUUUUCUCGAGAGAAGAAAAUGAAGAACAAGAGAUAUUUCCUAUCUAUGCUCAGUGGCGAUAUUAUAAAUAAAUAUAAGUUUAUGACACGCAUUGGGAGGUUGACGUCUGUGAAAGUGAAUACAUUUAAACAAUCCAAGCCACUGACUGAACAAAGAAUUCUAAUUGCACAGAAAAAGGUGACAGUAUUCUUGGAGAGGGAUGAAAAUAGCAGACUGACAGCAGGAAAGAAAGAGACUAUAACCAGACAAAAAAAUAAAAAACAGAGAAGAUUGCUCAACGAUACCCUUAUCAAUCUGCACAAAAAAUUUGUUGCUUCUCAUCCAGAACACAAAAAAAUGAGUUACGCGACAUUCAGUAAAUUACGACCCUUUUGGAUUUUGAAACCUAGUCACAGAGAUAGAGACACGUGUUUAUGCAAACAACAUGCCAAUAUUUCACUGAUCGUUCAGAGCUUGAAAAGCCAUAAAAUCAUAAACGAAUCCACAAUAAAUGAAGUCAUCAAGACGUUAUGCUGUGGAGAUUCACCUCAAGAGAAAUGUUUAGAGCGAUCAUGUUCUCUAUGUAUUGAUCGGGUUCCUCAUUUUAAUGAUUUCGAUGAGCACGGAGUGAUAUCAUAUCAAACUUGGGCAAUAAAAAAAGAAGAAGUAUUCAUUAAAGGGCAAAAAAAGGUAUGUUCCAAAACUGUGAAAGAAUCUAUCACAUGUUCUAAAAUAGAAGUCGUCAAUAUUCUGAAAACUUCCUUGAAAAAAUUCAUGCAACACGUAUGCAACAUAAAUCAUCAAUACAAAGCUUUAGACUACAUCAGAAAAAAUUUAUCAGACACAGAAGUAAUGUUACACAUGGACUUUUCAGAAAAUUAUGUUCUCAAAUAUGCAUCUGAGGUUCAAGCCUCACACUUUGGAGCUUCUAAAAAACAAAUCAGCCUACACACAUCAGUUUUUUAUCAUGCUAAUGAUAUGAUGAAACCUGUGUCAUAUGGAACAUUUUCCAAUUGUCUGAGGCAUGAUCCAGCAGCAAUUUGCGCCCAUCUGAUACCUGUAUUGAAGGAUAUGAAGCAGGUUGUUCCUAACUUGAAGACAAUACAUUUCGUCAGUGAUGGACCAACGACCCAAUAUCGCAACAAAACAAUGUUUCACCUAGCAUCAUCAUAUUUACCCAGAAUAGUAGGCGCCAUCAAUAUAUUUUGGCAUUUCAGUGAAGCUGGGCAUGGAAAAGGAGCACCAGAUGGAAUAGGCGGAUGUUUGAAAAGAAGUGCCGAUGGAUUAGUAGCCAGAGGCAAAGAUCUACCUUGCCUAGAAAUUUUGGUCCAGGAACUUAAGGAAGCUUGUAAGGGAAUAAAUGUAUUGGUAGUUACUGAACAAUCAAUCUCAGAAAUGGAUAAGGAGGUGUGUUUCAUAUGCCAAGGUAGUUUGAUAGAUGGUGAUGUGGUUACAGUGCGACAAAAAGGCGUGAAAACUCUAAUAAGCUCUAGUGUUCAAAGGAAAAACAACGAGCAUCGUCGUUAUUUAACUAAUUUGAGUGAAGUUAAAGUGCACAGUGCUUGCCAGAAGCAUUACAAUAAUCCGAAAUUGAUUUCUUCGUAUCUGAAAAGAGCCUCCGAACCAUCAACGUCAACACGUAGGUCGAAUGUAUUUGAUUUGAGAAAACACUGCUUUUAUUGUGGGAAAGAAGCUGAUGAUAAUUGGGAGGAAAACCUUCGCAGACUUCCCUAUGCCAAGCGAAAUUUAAUUCAUAAAGUGAUGAAGCUUGAACUAAGAGAUAGCGUUAUUGAGGUUGCUCGAAGGAGAGGUGACAACUGGGCAAGUGAAGUAUGGCAACGUAUCAGUGACGAAGAUCUUUGUGCAAGAGAUGCGUGGUAUCACAGAUUUUGUCAGAGGGAUUUUUACCGGCCAGUCAGGAGCGGAGGAGAAAAGGGACGUCCUCUAUCGAAAGAUGUUGACGAAGCAAUGGAAAUGAUUUUUUCCUAUAUAGAAAACAAUCCAGAGGAAUGCCAAUUCUCUUUAGAGGAACUGAUGAACCAGAUUACGACUGAAAACGUUCCACAGGCUAGGACAGUGAAAACCCGACUCUUGGAGAAAUACGAUGAAGACAUUUUGAUAGUUGAAACUAAAAAGAAGAAGACAGUAGUUUGUUUUAAAAAUACUGGCUAUAAAAUAUUGAGUGAUAGUUUCUAUCAGAGCAGGCUGUUAGAUCCAAGAGAAGAGCGCCUCAGAAUCGUAAGUGCUGCUGCAGAUAUCAUUCGAGAGGACAUCCGAUCACAGGUCUAUGAGAUAUCGCAAUAUCCCCCACCUGAUGAUUUCUUGAAGGAUGUCGAAUCGGUGAUCCCUGAAUCAUUGCUCCAUUUCUUUGAGUCAUUGAUUCUGAAAAAUAAACGAGGGACACUGGAAAAAUGGAAAAAAAGGUGUGUGGCAUUGUCACAUGCAGUGAUUUCUGCAGUGAGACCACGAUCGUUUCUAUCAUCUCUUUUAAUAGGGCUAAGCACGUUCAUAUAUAAACGAUUUGGUUCAAGACUUCUUGUUGACGCUCUCAGCGCAAUUGGAUUUGUGGCUACGUAUGCUGAAACUACCCUACUUGAGAUGUCAUCGAUAGUACGACCUGAGCAACCUAGGGUAACCACUGAUGGAUUCCUCCAAUUCAUUUUUGACAACGCGGAUUUCAAUAUUAACACCAUUGACGGAUUGAAUACUUUCCACUCUAUGGGAGGAAUCAUGGUCGUCACUCCUCACUCGGCCAUCGAGUCAGAAAGAAACAUUGAUCGGCAAGUGAGGAUGUCAUCUUCUGAUGUGUUGACCUCAGUUGGUGUACCUCAAUUGACCACCUUCCACAGGACAGAUAAUGGUGGUUUAAAUACCAUAAUUAUGAAGGACCUCAAUCUCAAUGACCCAGUGGCCUUGGAAGUGACUCUCUCUGGCUGUGAGAUUUUGUGGCUUUACGGAAAGUGGACGAAACGUGCCGAUGUGCCAGGAUGGGGUGGAUACAUGGAAGAAGCAACCAAUCACGGACAAUCUCCUACUUCAAAGAUAUUGUGUCUCCCAUUCUUGAACUACCCUCCCACUUUAUACGACACAAUAUAUACAUCGCUGCUAACGGCAUCUAAAAAAUGUGUGGAACUUGGACAACAGUCGUGCUUUGUCACAUUUGACCAGCCAUUGUAUGUGAAGGCAAAGGAUAUAGUGAGCAGUGAUGACAGUGAUUUAAAAAAUGUCAUUGUACGAUUAGGUGGAUUCCACCUUCUCAUGUCCUUCAUGGGCUGCAUCGGCGUGAUAAUGGCAGGAAGCGGCUUGAGAGACUUACUUUCCAUUAUAUUCGCCGAGAACAGUUUGGAUAAAAUAUUGAGUGGACAUGCAUAUGCUCGAGCAGUGAGAGCUCAUAUGCUAGUCCACAUGGUGUUGUCAUUUUACAUAUUUCAGGAGAUUGAGUUCACGGAUGGUGAAAAAGAAGUUAUGGAAGAAUUGCUGCUUUUUGAAAACAGACCAUCAGUACUCACAUGUCACGAAAACAAAAUUUAUAAGCAUGUGAUGAUCAAGUUUAACAAAGCGCUUCACACCAUUGCAGGUAGAGGACCAACUGCAAAACUAUGGACUCAGUAUUUCUACAUGGUGACAAUUAUGAAGCAGUUCAUUGAGGCAGAGCGGAUGGGCAACUGGCUUCUGCAUUUGGAUACCAUUAAAAAAAUGCUUCCUUACUUUCAUUCUGCUGGCCAUUUUCAAUAUGCUAAAAGUGCUCACCUUUACUUGCAAGAAAUGCUCACAUUGGAAGAGCAAAUGGAUCCAACAGAAUUCAAAAAAUUCACAACAGAGGGCUUUUUCACCAUCAGGCGCAGUGACAAAUUUUGGUGUGGAGUCUGGUCAGAUAUGACCAUCGAACAGACACUAAUGAAGACAAUGAAAGUAAAAGGCGGUUUAACUCACGGGCGUGGGUUUUCAGACUCAGUUCUUACAAAGUGGACUUCAGGGAUGGCAACUCUGCAUGAUGUUUGUCAGAGGAUUGAAGAAUUCUGUGAUAUAUCAACAGGUACAAGUGAGCAACACGUAGACUUGAGACCUUCACGCAGAGAUCGAAAUGCAGCAGACAGUGAGAAACUGAAUAAUUGGCUAUUGCAACACCCCCCAUUUCCACCAUGUAAUGUUCUCAUGUCAGUGAGCAGUGGAGUAAUUGGUGGUCCUGAAGUUAACUGUCAUUUGUCUGUAGAAGUUGGAAGUAUGGGGAUUGCCAAAAUUAUGGGACAGGACUUCAAAAACGUAUCAUUCAAACGCAAAGAUAAGGUUGUUACACUUGCAUCCUGCACUGCUCUGAAGAUAGGGGGAAAGACGAUAGCUACUAUCAACCCGUUAACACUGUUUCAUAGACUGUGCGUUGUGAAACAAUCCGAUGAAGAUUUGAAAUACUGUUUCUCAUUUGAACUUGCUCCAUACCCCAUGUCUAUGUUCACGGAAGAAGGUCUCCGUAAGGGGAAAUUGCCAACCCUCCUCGAGCAACAUCCUAAACUGAAAGAGCAAGCAGCUGCAUUCCUCAAACCCUCAGUCUCUCAAGACGAGAUAGCACAGGCAGGGGAACAGCUGAUCAUGUCUCUAUAUGGAAAAAUGGACAGUGGGACUCUCGAUGAGCUGAGAUACGAGCUCUUCGUCAAAUCUGCAUCAAAAAAGUCGUUCAACCUAGCACGGCUACCACCUACAUCAGAUGCAGCAAGAUGGCACUCAAUGCGAGUAUACCAGCAGGUGCAAACUUGGCUGGGGUGUCCAAUAAGCCCAUGCCAAUGGGGUUGGAGAAAACUUCCAUCCGGCUUAGUACCUAUUCAAACUACUAAAGAUGCUGCUCCCGACAUGUUACUAAAAAUGAUUUCUUGUACUUGCAAAAUCUGGCCUCAACUGCUCUUCUGCAUGCAAGCAUUGCUCCGGCCUCUCCUGCGAAAAUGCUCCUGA
This is a messenger RNA of Phaedon cochleariae (mustard beetle), 5829 nucleotides long. The record is from the annotation of a GenBank genome assembly. NCBI's taxonomy places the organism in Eukaryota, Metazoa, Arthropoda, Insecta, Coleoptera, Chrysomelidae.